Messenger RNA from Galendromus occidentalis (western predatory mite), 1462 nucleotides. RefSeq names its product sodium-dependent glucose transporter 1. The record is from RefSeq and is a predicted model, not a curated record. The coding region runs from base 101 to 1462 and encodes 453 amino acids. The transcript has 6 exons. Lineage: Eukaryota; Metazoa; Arthropoda; Arachnida; Mesostigmata; Phytoseiidae. Gene Ontology annotation, molecular function: D-glucose transmembrane transporter activity.
AUAGUCAUUUAGUUGCGGUGACCCCAGUCGGAACCUCCGCUACACGGAGGACGACGAGACCGCUCCAACUCGUUCCGAAUCAGAGCUGUGAUCGCGAAAAAUGUCGUCCCACAAUUAUUUGCGGUGGUUCCAGACAAUGAAUGUGAAUUUCAUCGCAGUGACUCACGGAAUGGCUUGCGCGAUGUACGGAGCCACCCUCGUCGACGUUGCCGCGAUCUACGGAGAAAGCAUAGAAGCGACAUCGAGAACUCUCACGGCUCGGGGUCUCGGUACAAUUUUCUCCAGCUUGAUUGGUGCUUUAGUUUAUAAACAUGUGAAUAUUCAAAUCAUGUUGUUGGGUACUGCGGUUUUCGGGAUGACAGCUGCCGUCCUUACAACGAUUCUCCCAUCGCUCAUUUAUCUCCACGUGCUGACUUUCUUCGUCGGCUGCUCCAUGGGCUUCAUGGAUAUCGGUGUACAUGUCUGGCUCCAGGUCCUCUGGAAAGAACGGAGCGGGUCAUUUUUCCACUUCAUGAACUUCAUGUUCGGAGUCGGCGGCAUCAUAGGGCCCUUCGUGUGCGAGCCGUUUCUACUGGAAACUCGGAAUGCCGCGAUGGCAACCGAAAACUCAACGAUGCUCGGUGUGAACACGACAGUCGAAUCAUCUUUCGGAGACACAACACCGGUCGUAAAACAUGGCAUCCUCACUGUUGGAGGCGAAUCACGGAUAUUUACGGCUUAUUCUAUCAUUGCUGCCAUCAACGCUUUCAUCGCUAUAUCGAUGAUCGUUUCCUAUUGCAUGGAUAGCACGGAUUUCAAACCGAACAAGAAUGCGACGUAUUUCUCCGAGAAUCUUGGCCGAACCGAACGACGCACAGUCCUCACGCUGCUGGCACUGUACUUGACAGUGGGUGUUACCUGCGAAAUUAGCUUCUCUGCGAUGGUAUACACGUUCGCCGUGAACCAUUCAUCGCUCAACUUCUCGAAAUCUCAAGCCGCGUAUUUGACAUCUCUCUACUGGGCGAGCUAUACGAUAAGUCGAGUCUUCACGACGAUUUUAUCUUUGACGCUAAGUCCAGCCCAGCUGAUAGUUGGAUCCCAUUUUAUAUACUUGAGUAGCGCUCUAUCGAUGAUGCUCUUCAUAAAUUCUUCGCCGAUGUUGAGUAGUUGGUUGGGGACGGCCCUCGUGGCAUUCGGAUUAUCUCCCUACUGGGCUAACGCCACGGCGUGGAGCGUGCAGUACGUGCAGCUCACGCCGGCUGCUUUGGGACCGAUCCUCGUGGUGAUUUCGAGCGGCGUUAUGUUGAUUCCUUUCUUCAUAGGCAACCAAAUAGAUAAGAACCCCCAAUUUUUCCUUUAUUCCAACACCGCAUUGGCUUUGCUCCUCACUGCUCUCGCGGCGACUCUCAUCAUCUACGGCAACACCAAGGCACUCGUGAGGCACAAAACUGGGAAGGAAGCCGAAAGGCUGAACGCUCACUGA